Lotus japonicus is the source of this 1443-nucleotide messenger RNA. RefSeq lists its product as uncharacterized. The transcript is spliced from 2 exons. Gene Ontology annotation, biological process: ribosomal small subunit biogenesis; ribosomal large subunit biogenesis. Gene Ontology annotation, cellular component: nucleolus. The record is from RefSeq and is a predicted model, not a curated record. NCBI's taxonomy places the organism in Eukaryota, Viridiplantae, Streptophyta, Magnoliopsida, Fabales, Fabaceae. Gene Ontology annotation, molecular function: DNA binding; RNA binding. Bases 210 to 1223 code for a protein of 337 amino acids.
ACGAAAAUACCUAAACAUCAUUUCUCUCCACACCGAAUGAACCCUAAUUCCAUACGCUGCUAUUAACUACACAAAGGGCCUCGUGCUUCUCACUCGCUGUGACCUAACGCCGCUUUCACCGGAGUCUCACCAAACGCCGCCUCCGCCGUAGUUGGUUCAUCGCGCCACCGUGCGGUUGCGUUCAUCUUAAGAAGUAAGAGAUUGGAGUGAUGAAGACGAAGAAGAAGGUAAAGGCUGUUGCGGAGGCUGAUGCUGGUCAAGAUUUGGAUUCUGCCAUUCAUGAGCAUGCCCUUUUCUUUGACAAAUUGAUUGAGCUCAUUCCGGCCAAGUUUUAUCUGCCGACUGAUGAGGACAAGCCGUGGGUUCAGGGUCUCAGCAAGGCUAAAAGAGCUGCGAUGAAGAAAGAAACUGUGGAGAAUAUUAAGAAGUCUCGAAAGGACCGUUUGGACCCGGAUAAACCUGCUGCAACCACACUUGAUCUUCUUAAGGAGAGGCUGGGAAAAGAAAAAGAAAGUGAUGGGGAGAAGGGUGUGGCUGGUCGGUCUGUCACCUAUGAAGAGCUUCGGGAAAGGCUUCAUCGCAAGCUUGAAGGGUUCCGAUCAGGUCGCAACAAUGAAAAUUCUGACAGGGCUAGGAAGAGGGAAGAGAGAAGUAUUAGGAGAGGAUAUGAUGGCAACAAACGCAAGAGGGAUAGUGAGGCUGAAGAAAGUAAGCCUGCACCUGAUGAGUUGGCGGAGAAAGUGAAGAAGGAUGCUGCCGAGGCUUCCAAGGAGCUUGUUUUUGGCCAGGUUAAACUUCAAAAUGAAGAAAUACUAGGGAAGAAGAAGAGAAAAGUUUCAAAGCACAAGGAACUUGAAAUGGCUAAGAAGUUGGAGGAAGUGAAGAAGAAUGAUCCUGAGAAGGGUGAAGCUUUGGCUAUAAAGGAAUCAUGGAAAGCAGCAAUGAAUAGAGCUUCAGGGAUUAAGGUUCAUGAUGAUCCCAAACUUAUACAGAAAAGCUUGAAGAAGGAGAAGAAGAAACAGGAGAAAAACGCAGAGAAAUGGAAGGAAAGAAUUCAAACAAGGGAACAGUUGAAGGCAGGCAAGCAGCAAAAAAGGUCAGAUAAUAUAGCUGAGAGGAUCCAGGAUAAGAAAAGGCGAAAAAUCGCAAAGAGAGAGAAAAAGUUGUUAAGGCCUGGAUUUGAAGGUCGCAAGGAAGGUUUUAUGAAUGCUGGCCCUGCCUAACCUGGCUUUGAAGUUUAUUGAAAUUUUCCUUUUUUUUGCAUUAUUAUUAUAUUCUUACAUAGAAUUGGAGUGUUCCAAGCGUUUAGUGAAUGCAAUUCAACAGCAACUAUUAAUCUUUAUAUGUAUUGUUUAGAUUUCUUAGAACUUUUAAAAACAUCAUGUUAUAUUUUGGCAAUUCUGCAUCCCUUUUUCUAUGAGCAUUUUGUUGAGCAAUUAUUAA